AGCUGUCAUCGUUUCCUGCGCCCGGGCGCGUGUUGCGCAACACACGGGCGCCCGUGGCACGUGUGGCAUGGAGUCCACCAACAGCCACGCGGAAUGGGAGAAGAAGUUGAGUUCAUUGGACCUCCAGGAGCGUGAAGUGCAUCAGAAACAGCUGCGCUUGAUCCGGGAUCAUACCUCAGCGCUGGCGAGGGAUUUAGCCGCCUUGAAGACUGAGCUCUCAAAUCACAAGGUCACGCUGGAGACACUCCAAAGCACCAACUCCUUCGAUAAGUCCUUGAUGGAAAUGAACCAGAAGAAACACCAGCAGUAUGUGGACCAGCAACUCCUGGAGAUGUCGCAGCUGACCAAACUGGUGACCACCGAUGAAAAGCUUCAUUCCGUAAAAGAGCAGAUGGAACAUUCCUGGCGCGAGACCUUGCAAAAGGCCCAGCAUAGCAUGGAGGAGAAGUUCUCAAGGCGCUUGGACCGCCUGGAGCAGCAACUGUCAGACCUAUCCGGCUCCAGUCAGGACCAGCACUCUGAGCUACGGCGACACGUGGAAGGCAUGAAGGUGGAUCACCAGGAGAGUCAUAAAUCCCUGGCAGAUCGUCUGGGACACCUCCAAGGCCUCCAUCAACAACUCCAUGAAAAUCACGGAGCUCUACAGAAGAACCUUCGUGAGCUUCACAAUAGCCACGCCGAUGCAACGAAGAGACACGAGGACCUGCAUGUAGCUCAACAAGUGGCCAAAGAGAGCCAUCAGGCUUUAGAGGAGCGCGUGCAAAAGCUUCACAACAGCAACGCCGAUACAAUGAAAAGACACGAGGACCUGCACGGAGCUCAACAAGCGGCCAAAGAGAGCCAUCAGGCUUUGGAGGAACGCUUGCAAAAGCUUCAUGCGAGCCACAGUGACACAGCAAGCAGCCAUGAGGAGCUGGGACGGACGUUGGCACAGCAUCAUGCAGCGUUCACGUCAGACCUGACAAAGUUGCAGGAGAACAUGAAUGAGCUUCGGGAGCAUCAUGGUCAAACCCGAGCGCAGGGCCGAAGAUGGGAGGCCCAUCAAGCAUCCAUUGAAGAACGCCUGGACAGCGUGGAGGGGACAAUUACGGAGCUUUUUGAGAAGAACGCCCGAGAGAUGGAAGCCAUUCAGAGCCGAAUGUCAGACAUGGAUUUGCAACAUCAAGCUAUCCUGCAAGACAAGGAGCCCUUCCGAUUGGUCGCAGAGCGGACAGAAUAUUUGGAGCGCUUGUUGGGUGCUCCCUUCCGCAAGAAGCGAGGUGAGGAGGACCUGGUCGAAGAUUGCAAACGAGUGAGCUACUCAGUCUAUGACCAGCUGUCGGACCAGGAUGAACGGCUCACUGGCUUAGAGUGCAGGAUGCACGAUGAGCAUUCGCGCCUGUGGAGCGCGAUGGAUUCUCACACCCACGACCUGUCCAGCCAAACUCUACGAAAGGCGACAGGCAGUCCUGAUGCUUCUCCAGCCUCCCAGCGCUCCCAGCGAGUCCAGUCUUUGCCAGCGAUGCAGACGGUGCCGGUGGUGUCCUUACCUGGGCCCAUGCCACGUGGACCGACCGCUGUCCCACUGGCGGCUGCAGCUCCACCACCUGCGGCUCCAGUGCUGGCAAAGCCCAUGGCAGUGCCCGCUGGGCCAGCACGCUUCGAGAAUUGGAGCCCCACCCGGAGUGGGCAAGGGCCUGUGCCGGGGGGGUUUGCCAAGGCCUCCAGCCGCACAGCUACUACCAGCUUGGCCUCAGUGGCCACCGUCACGACCGUGGCCUCCGCUGCCUCCAGCAGUCGCACGCUGCCACCUGCGGGCUAUCCCUGGCCAGAGGAAGUGGAGCGCAUCUCCUGCGGCCGGACACGCUACAUGGGGACCCCCACCUCGGCAGAGGUGGUGAGAUCCCCGUCUCAGUGAGUGUCUUCGAGUGGCCCACUGGAUGAUGUGGCAAAGCACCGUUCACCCGUCUGUAGCUGUGAGUUCGGCUGCCUGUCAGUGCCAUAUGCCACGCUUUUUCUCACGUUUAUCCCGCGCCGGUGGAUGCCACUCAGAUGACCGGACGGGUGGACCCAAAGCCUGGACCCCGUCGAGCCAUCGCUGAAUCGAUACCUGGCAGGUCUAACCUGGAGAUGUUA
Messenger RNA from Durusdinium trenchii, 2115 nucleotides. The record is from the annotation of a GenBank genome assembly. Lineage: Eukaryota; Dinophyceae; Suessiales; Symbiodiniaceae.